This is a messenger RNA of Musca domestica (house fly), 461 nucleotides long. RefSeq lists its product as uncharacterized. The transcript is spliced from 3 exons. The record is from RefSeq and is a predicted model, not a curated record. The coding region runs from base 69 to 386 and encodes 105 amino acids. NCBI's taxonomy places the organism in Eukaryota, Metazoa, Arthropoda, Insecta, Diptera, Muscidae.
UUUCCCAUCCAUUCGACAAUUCAUUGCAAACAUUCAUUCAGUAGAUUGUCAUCAGCUCAAAGAUUAAGAUGAAUCGAAUUUUCUUCUACGCCAUAAUUUGUAGUUUAUGUUUUGAACUGGCCCUGGGCCAACAACAUUUGAGAUAUUUCAAAAGUUAUGAUCAUCCCGGCAAAUGUGUUUUCGGCGAUCUGGUGUUAUCACCCGGCGAAGAGGGUCAACCCAAGGGCAGUUGUUUGCGUUUGGUUUGUCAACAGAGAGAUGGUCUUGGCACACUAAAACUUUGCAACAAUGGAAGCGCUGUUAAGCCCCGCUGUCGUCUUGGUGCCCUGAUCAAUCCGAAUGGCGUAUAUCCUGCAUGCUGUGAGAGACAAGUUAUUUGUGACUAGAUUAAUUGAACCAAUUUGUGAUAUGUUUUAAAAUUUAAUUUUAAAUGAAACAGCGGACUAUUUCUUAUAAGAAAA